Procambarus clarkii (red swamp crayfish) is the source of this 1656-nucleotide messenger RNA. The record is from RefSeq and is a predicted model, not a curated record. NCBI's taxonomy places the organism in Eukaryota, Metazoa, Arthropoda, Malacostraca, Decapoda, Cambaridae.
AUGGACGGGUGCCUGGACGGGUGCCUGGACGGGUGCCUGGACGGGUACCUGGACGGGUACUUGGACGGGUGCCUGGACGGGUGCCUGGACGGGUGCCUGGACGGGUGCCUGGACGGGUGCCUGGACAGGUACCUGGACGGGUACUUGGACGGGUACCUGGACGGGUACUUGGACGGGUGCCUGGACGGGUGCCUGGACGGGUGCCUGGACUGGUACCUGGACGGGUGCCUGGACGGGUGCCUGGACGGGUGCCUGGACGGGUACCUUUACGGGUACCUGGACGGGUGCCUGGACGGGUACCUGGACGGGUGCCUGGACGGGUGCCUGGACGGGUGCCUGGACGGGUACCUGGACGGGUACCUGGACGGGUACCUGGACGGGUGCCUGGACGGGUGCCUGGACGGGUGCCUUUACGGGUACCUGGACGGGUACCUGGACGGGUGCCUGGACGGGUGCCUGGACGGGUGCCUGGACGGGUGCCUGGACAGGUACCUGGACGGGUACUUGGACGGGUACCUGGACGGGUACUUGGACGGGUGCCUGGACGGGUGCCUGGACGGGUGCCUGGACGGGUACCUGGACGGGUGCCUGGACGGGUGCUUGGACGGGUGCCUGGACGGGUACCUUUACGGGUACCUGGACGGGUGCCUGGACGGGUACCUGGACGGGUGCUUGGACGGGUGCCUGGACGGGUGCCUGGACGGGUGCCUGGACGGGUACCUGGACGGGUACCUGGACGGGUACCUGGACGGGUACCUGGCCGGGUGCCUGGACGGGUGCCUGGACGGGUGCCUGGACGGGUACCUUUACGGGUACCUGGACGGGUACUUGGACGGGUACCUGGACGGGUACUUGGACGGGUGCCUGGACGGGUACCUGGACGGGUACCUUUACGGGUACCUGGACGGGUACCUGGACGGGUACCUGGACGGGUGCCUGGACGGGUGCCUGGACGGGUGCCUGGACAGGUACCUGGACGGGUACCUGGACGGGUACUUGGACGGGUACCUGGACGGGUGCCUGGACGGGUGCCUGGACGGGUGCCUGGACGGGUGCCUGGACGGGUACCUGGACGGGUACCUGGACGGGUACCUGGACGGGUACCUGGACGGGUACUUGGACGGGUGCCUGGACGGGUGCCUGGACGGGUGCCUGGACGGGUACCUGGACGGGUGCCUGGACGGGUGCCUGGACGGGUGCCUGGACGGGUACCUUUACGGGUACCUGGACGGGUGCCUGGACGGGUACCUGGACGGGUGCUUGGACGGGUGCCUGGACGGGUGCCUGGACGGGUGCCUGGACGGGUGCCUGGACGGGUACCUGGACGGGUACCUGGACGGGUGCCUGGACGGGUGCCUGGACGGGUACCUGGACGGGUGCCUGGACGGGUACCUGGACGGGUGCCUGGACGGGUACCUGGACGGGUGCCUGGACGGGUGCCUGGACGGGUACCUGGACGGGUGCCUGGACGGGUACCUGGACGGGUGCCUGGACGGGUACCUGGACGGGUGCCUGGACGGGUACCUGGACGGGUGCCUGGUCGGGUGCCUGGACGGGACACCUGCAGGUGUUAGGAGCACACAACACCUGUGCUCAGGGCCACAAGCGACCAGGAUCACAUCAGCGCCAUACGCAACACAGCCAGACAUCAAAUAG